Molecule: messenger RNA, 876 nt
Organism: Zophobas morio
Lineage: Eukaryota; Metazoa; Arthropoda; Insecta; Coleoptera; Tenebrionidae
Gene: Prosbeta5
Product: proteasome subunit beta type-5
Exons: 4
Coding region: 1-840 (279 amino acids)
Cellular component (GO): proteasome core complex
Molecular function (GO): threonine-type endopeptidase activity
Source: RefSeq, a predicted model, not a curated record
AUGGCUUUAGCAGAAAUUUGUGGCUUGUCGGAUUUCGACUCGUUCAAACGGGAAGCCCCCUUUCAGAAUGAAAUCGUCAGAAUGAGCAACAAUUUCACAAACAAUACGCAACUGAGUGUGCCCCCUUACCCCAACCCGGCCGACAACUUAGCCCACUUUUCGAAGGACGAAAAAGGCAGCGACAUCAAAAUCAAGUUCGACCAUGGUACCACAACUUUGGGUUUUAUGUAUCAAGGGGGCGUAGUUCUAGCCGUGGACUCUCGAGCCACUGGUGGGCAGUUCAUUGGGUCCCAAACAAUGAAAAAAAUUGUGGAAAUUAAUGACUUCCUUUUGGGCACUUUGGCUGGAGGCGCCGCUGAUUGCGUGUACUGGGACCGCGUCCUGGCUAAGCAGUGUCGGAUGUACGAGCUGCGCAACCGAGAGCGGAUUUCUGUAGCUGCAGCUUCCAAACUUAUGGCAAACAUGGUUUAUAAUUACAAAGGGAUGGGUUUGUCCAUGGGGAUGAUGUUAGCUGGAUGGGACAAAAGAGGCCCCCAGUUGUACUACGUGGAUUCGGAAGGGACAAGGACCCCUGGAAAAGUGUUCAGUGUGGGUUCUGGCUCCAUUUACGCGUUUGGUGUCCUGGAUUCUGGGUACAAGUGGGAUUUGAAGGAUGAUGAGGCGUACGAUUUGGGGCGCCGGGCUAUUUACCAUGCCACCCACCGAGACGCCUACUCUGGAGGGAUUGUCAGAGUUUAUCACAUGAAGUCGACUGGAUGGGUCCACAUUGACAACAACGACUGCAUGGAUCUUCACUACAAGUACGAAGAAGAGAAGGCGAAAGAAAUCAAUAAAGUCUAGGUUUGUUAAUUAAAGGAAUUAAAUUACUUUUUUCAA